This is a messenger RNA of Nicrophorus vespilloides, 5105 nucleotides long. RefSeq names its product cytospin-A-like. The record is from RefSeq and is a predicted model, not a curated record. The transcript is spliced from 9 exons. Bases 557 to 4462 code for a protein of 1301 amino acids. NCBI's taxonomy places the organism in Eukaryota, Metazoa, Arthropoda, Insecta, Coleoptera, Silphidae. Gene Ontology annotation, biological process: actin cytoskeleton organization. Gene Ontology annotation, molecular function: protein binding. Gene Ontology annotation, cellular component: microtubule organizing center; filamentous actin.
GUUCCGUGGUGACGGCUCGACAUAAAUACGAAAGAACAUCAACAUACAGUGAAAGACUGAAGACACGAACAAACAAGAAUAAAAAAAAACACAACUAACCAAAGAGGAAAUAAAUAAAUAAUACAAGUAAAUAAACGCGACGCACAGUGAAGAUAGCUCUUCGAUAGUAAACACAAUAUAGAAGUAUACUUGUAAGACUCCUGUUGGUUCUUUUCUGAUGCCAAUGUUUAUUGUUGUUGUUUUCUAUGUCUUCGGCAAGUAAAUCAUCGUGGUGCUUCUGUGAGUGUCAGUGAGUGCAUGAGAAUAGAAAAGUUUAGCUUGGAGAACGUUGUUAGGAAGCAACAGGGCCGACAAGGGCUGGAAAAAAAGCUCUUCGCGAUCGUAGGCGCUUCGAGUGAGCAAAGAGUAAACUUUCUGGGGCCAGUGAUUAACUAGGGCGAUGCAAUUAUAAUGAACUGACUAAGUCAGAACUAGAGAGAGAGAGAGAGAGAUAGAGAUUGAUAGAGGGAAGAGCACAACAAUAGAAACGGAGAGAAAAACGAGACUAACUGUGAACAUGAAAAGUUUAAAGGCAAUUUUUCGUAGACAGAAGGAUCAGGGCCAGGCGCAAGCCGGCGAGGACCUGUCUAGAGCGUCCUCUAUAUCAAACCUGAAUGAGAACUCCAAAAAGGCUGGAGCUCUCUCGAAGGUCCGCAAGUCUGUAUCCAAGGAUCGCUUGGAUAAUGGCGAAAAGCGAUUAGACAAAAAAGGUUGCAAAAAUAACAAUCACCAAGUGGAAUUGGAUGGGGCUGGGGAUGAAAUAGAAGUGUUGCAGAAGCAACUCGAAGCGAUGACUAGCGAGAAGGCCGAACUAGUGUUGCAAUUAGGUGAAAAUAGGAAUCAAUUGACAACGCUCGAAGGGGAAAUAUUUCGCCUGAAGAUGUUGCAGGAGCAGUCCGCUGUUCAGAUGGAGCAGCUCAACGGGGAAAACGCGGCACUUCGGAAUAAACUAAGAGAUGUAGUGUGCUCUCCAUUGAGCGACAACGAGAAGCAAAUGUUGUUAUUAGAUUCACAAAGACAUCAUAGCAGUGCUCCAGCGUCCAUAGCAACAAACGCUCUGAACGAAGGCGAUGCAACCACUUGUUCUACGCCUGAUUGGGAUAAAGAAAGUUGCAGCAAUGUCAGCGAAGUCUCCGUGGCUUGUCUACAGGAUAAAAUCAAUCAGAUGCAGGAAACCCACUAUAGUACAAAUGAGGAACUUCAGGCUACACUGCAAGAACUCACGGAUCUUCAGCGGCAACUCUCUGAGCUCCACCAGGAUAAUGAAAGGCUCAUGGAGGAAAAGGGACUAAUGUUCCAAUCUCUCUGUCGGCAGACUGAACGUUUGAACGACGCGCGAGAUGAAAUCGAUUCCUUAAAGCAGCUACUGUACAAAGAAAAGGAUACAUCGGGUCAAUACGAAAGCGUCGUAGAACGAGAGCAAAAGUUGCUGGAGCUUCUGAAGGAUUCGCAGGAAGAACGUGAAAUGCUCCUGGUUAAGUUGGAGCAAUGCAGCGCAGAGAUUACGGAUGUUUCAAACUUGAAUAUCCAGCGAGACAAGGAAAGCAUUCAAAUGGAAGAGCGUAUCCGCACACUGGAAAGUACUCUGGAUGCCAAGCACGCGGAACAUAAGUUAUUGGAUCAGGAGAUGGCACGAGCCAAAGAUGCGGCCAGCAGUAGGCAGAUCGAAAUCGACAGACAUAAAGAUUUAUUGGAGAACGCGCGCACCAAGAUUAUCGAAUUAGAGCAAGACCGUACCGUCAGCGAUAAGUCUGAGUUGGAAGAGCUGUUGGAUAAUGCUAGGAAGGAAAAGGAUUUAUUAGAAUCGGAAGUAGCCAAUUUGAAAGAACAAGUUGCGAGAGGCCGGAACGAAGGCGAAAAAUUACGAGAACAGGUCUCGAUUCUACAAGAAGAAUUCAAGGUGAUGCGAAAUAAUGGAAAGUGCAUGCAAUCGGAAUUGGAGUAUAAAGUCGAAAAAUUGAUGAUGGAGAAGAGCCAAUUGUCUGAGCAAUUACAGCACCUAGAUGAAGCUGCCAAAGAGCUGCAGGUUCAAGCGCAAUGCCACUUGGAGGACAAACACCAACUGUCAUCUGUAUUAUCAGAGACACAACGGAAUAUGAGCGAGGUCGAACGUAGGAACAUCGACAUGGAAACGGAAUUAAGGCAUCUAGAAAAGCUUCGAGCCGAAGAAAACGAAGAGUGGGACAAAUUCCAGAAGGAUUUAUUGACUUCGGUUCGGGUAGCCAACGAUUUUAAGACUGAGGCACAACAGGAGCUCCAAAAGUUAGUCCUAGAAAACAAGACCCACCGGGACAAGAUACGGCAAUUGGAAGGACAACUCGAGAAAUUGAAAGAAAAUGUUGAUACUUAUAUCGGAGGUCUUAAAAAUAAGUCUAAAAGCUGCAGCGAGUUUGAGGAGUAUUUGUUUGACACUUCCCCAGUCGAUAUUGUUGACGAAGAAUAUAAAAAGAUUGAUAAGAGUAUUCCGUUCGAGUUGCUCCCUUCAGAGCAACAAUUUAUUGUUAAAUUGAAGCGCAGCAACGAUAUAUUUUUAAUGAAACAAAAAGCACAGAAACGCCACUUGGGUUCGGGAAAGUCAGUGGCAAUCAGCAAACCUCUCUUAGAGUCAGUGUUUGAAAAUCCACAGCUUAAAGACAUAGUUGAGAAUCAAGAAUUUGCAAGUGUUGAAACCUCAUUUAAUAAUGAAUCUGUGAGAGAUUUGAAUCCAGUAGAAGCUCAAAUUGUAAAACAAACAAUGGAUGGCAGAGCAUCAGACAUGAGCGAAUAUCAGGAUAGCGUACUAAUGAAGCAUUAUUCAAAUCCAACAGAGGUGAGACGUCUAGGAGUCAUUGGAAAAAAUUUCAAUUUAGCUAGUUUGAAUUUAGAACCAGAAGAAUUAUUUUUGAACAUAGAUGAAAACACACCAGAAGAUCAAUUAGACAAGGAAGGCAAAUAUAUUAUACGCUUAAAGAAGGCAAUUACAAAAAUGGGCCCUAAAGUGGCGUUGAAAAAAAGGGCUUUCAAUAAGAAGAAGGUAGUAAUUUCAUCUCCGAGUUUAGAAUCCGCAAUGAGCAAUGAAAAUUUGAAGGAAAUCAUAAACAAAUUUGAUGUUAAACCUAUUCGCAAAAAUAAUUCUAUUAAACGUUACAAAGACGCUAGUAAGAUAUCUGAGAAUAUUGAAGUUGAAGAGAAUUUAGCAAAGAUUUCUCCGCGAUCGGAUAAAUUACGAUUGAAAAUUGGGCUAGGAUUGAAAGCUGGUUACAACGUACAGCAGGCGGAGAACGUGGACAGAUUAUCUGGCGACUCUUUUGAGAGUUAUUCAAAAGUUAGUAUAGAUCCUAGGCAAGAGACAUUCAAACCUCUGAAAGAAUUAAAAGCGAUCCAAGCCAAAGAAUAUCUGAGGAAUUCUUUGAUAGAUGCUCCGCACGUAGUAGGACUAAGUACACAGAAUCCUAAAUUCUACGACGAUGAAUAUUUGUACGAAUCCCCUAUAUACGAAACUCUUGGCAAGAGGAACAACAACUAUUUCGUUGAGGACGCUUUGGAUCGAGGGGGAAAUUACAGCUGGGGCUCGGUUUCCGAUUCUAAAAUUACCCUCUUCUCUAACAGCGAAUCGACUCCGAAGAUAUUUAAAGAGGCCGGAAACGUGCAUAGCUUCAAAACGUUCGGUAAGUCAACGCCGAAUUUAAUGGCCGAACUCGAAUCAAAACCGAUCGGCCUAGGUCAACGGACAAAAAGUGAUAGCUGUUUAGAAGAUUCUUAUAAUGAAGAAAACAUAUUAGAACGGACGGAGAAAUCCGGACAUCUUAAGAUGGCAAGUAAACAGAUUCCGCAGUACGCUAUAAUUAACAAGAACAGAAAAAACAAGGAUUUUUUAGAGGACCUUACUUUUAGCUUUGAAGCGGAUAGAUGCGAAGAAACUGUUUACGAAGAUGUAGAGUUUACAAAAAAUCGAAAAGUAUCGACAAGAAAUCCGGUGUUUUCGACUACCUCUUUUAAUGCAGGCAAUGUGAUAACAACGGACAGCCAAAAACAUACCCAAUCCAAAGAAGAUUUACCUGAGAUCAGUGAAGAUAUGAGUAUUGAGUUUAAAUAUGAAGAAAACAACUUAGAAUCAUUAUUGGACUCACCGAAUGAAUUGUUUUCUUUUUCUAAAAGAAAGUCGAAACCUGUAAAAUUGCAUGUACGAAAAAACAAAGAAGAUUUAAAUACGCAAAAUGAUUGUUGUGUCAAUUAUAAUAAACAACACGAAGAAUUAAAUGAAAAAGAUGAUAGUUUAGAAUUAAUGGAAUCAGCGCCACAAAUUGAAAAUAUCGAAAAAAAUAAAAUACUGAAUCAUUUACAAAAUGAUUUAAUUAAAAAUCAAGUAUGUAAUGUUGUAAAUAUAGACGAGCAAAAUGAAUUUNNAAUAAUGAUUUGGAAAGCGCAAUCAAUGAUGAUUUAAAGAAUAAAGAAUUAGAUUUGUGUAUCGCAUCUCAGGUUAAGCUACAAUUGAGUUCUGAUACGUUGCAAAUAGAAACAAACGAAUAUUUAACAGUAUCUAAGUAUGAUGUGGAAAAAUCUGCUCAAGAUUAUAUUUCAAAAGUAGAAACAGUAGCUUUUGAGGAUGAAUAUAUUGAUAAAAAUGAUGCAUUAUAUUAUGAUGGAAAUGAAUUGUGUAAUGCUGAUCAUGUUGAAAAAUCAAAUGGAAAUUAUAAUUCUGAUUUGGAUGAGGAAGAUUUGCGUUUGAUACAAUUUGCGCGAUCAAUAAGCACCGAAUGCGACGAAGAAUUAACGGACAAUGAUCGUAAAUUAAUAGAAUAUGCGAGAAGCGUAAGCGAGAUACAAAGAAAAGUUGAAGAUCAAUAUUUCGAAUCGCUCGAGUCAUCAGAAAUUGCAGAUGAGGUUACUAAAGAGGAUUUUCAAGAACUUACUACCCAUUACAAGGAUGUCUUGAAUAGUCUUAAAUUGAAAUUUAAGACAACUGAUGACGAUGCCGUGGUUUUAAGGAGAAAGUCGAAUUACAUGAAUGUGGAUGCAGCAAGUCAGUGUAAUCGUUUGUUGAGGAUGUCAGAUCCGGUGCGAAAAACACCGGUGCCUACUCCCAG